Messenger RNA from Folsomia candida, 1629 nucleotides. RefSeq lists its product as uncharacterized. Gene Ontology annotation, molecular function: metalloendopeptidase activity. Lineage: Eukaryota; Metazoa; Arthropoda; Collembola; Entomobryomorpha; Isotomidae. The coding region runs from base 1 to 1629 and encodes 542 amino acids. The record is from RefSeq and is a predicted model, not a curated record. Gene Ontology annotation, biological process: proteolysis. The transcript is spliced from 8 exons.
AUGAGCUUUUUAACCUUGUCAAUAACAGCGAUGCUGUUCUACCAGAGCGUCGCCGGUUCCCCAGAAACCGUGCUCAGCUCAGACUUCCAGGUUCACAUUGUCGGUGCGGAUGAAAAUGGGAAUCCCGUCGUUAGACGCUGGGUCUCUGAAGGGGCUGACCCUGAGCGGAAUUUGACAGAUUCCAUGGUUUACAACGGACCGAAAUUGGAUUAUUCUAAUCAUAAAAUGGAUUACGUGCUUGUGGAUCGGAAUUUCUCUUCGUCCAAAGCCUCAACAAGACAGGCUUCCGGCCCGGCAAUUAUCGAGGCUGUGAUCGUCGUGGAUAAAGAUUUCGGAGAUCUUUUUUCCCACAACUAUCAGAGAAUCGUGGACUAUCUCACCGUCUACUUUUGGGAUGUGAACAUGCGGUUCAAAACCCUCCCCAGUGCGGACAUCUCCAUCCGAGUUAAUGGACUCCUCAUUAUGGAAUCCCCACAAGCCCAGCCGUUCAUCGAAAACGCGCGCGCAUCCGACGGUCGAACAGAACUUGGUCGAAUCCUGACCCUUUACAAAAGUUGGGUGUAUGAGCAGCGCGGUUGGCUGGUAAAACAUGACGUAGCACCAUUGAUGACGGCCAGUCGGGCGGAAUGGUUCGGUGGACUGGCGCACGCUGGAGGGACCUGUUGGGUAGACGACCGUCUAAGAAUGGACUACGGGACAUGCGUCUGGAACGACGUCGGAGAUUGGGGAAGCAUUAAGACAGGGACGCAUGAGUUAGCGCACACAAUUGGCGCCCCACAUGACGACGACCAAGGCGCGAGUUGUGGCGACGUACCCUGGGGUUUCAUCAUGGAUACACGUCUCGGUGGAAACCGCUAUUUUUUCUCGGAGUGUAGUGAUCGAUGGAUGUCCAAAUUUGUCAAUUCUGACUCUGGCGCAUGUCUAAAAAGAAUUGACGGCUAUUCAACGACCCCCAUGGAUCCUAACUUCUCCUCCCCCAAGGCCCCCACAAUGGACGAUCUUUGCAAGAAACUGCUCUCGUCGGACAGUUGGAUUGCUGACGAGGACAUCUUCGAGUGUAAAGAACUGCGGUGCAAGCGGCGUGACGCUUCAAACACGGUUUCGACCCAUUAUUAUCUAAAUUCGCUGGUGGAAAACGCGGUAUGCGGGAGAGGAACGGGUCGCUGUUUCCGGGGGAGGUGUCGCCCAGAAGGGAAACUUAUCCGAAAUCAGGGAGAUGGAACUUGUAUCGGGACACCGGAUCGGUUUGGUCACAUGAUUCCUGCCAAGAUGAUUCGUUGCCCGUCGUCCAGGGAUCGAACACCUCUCAAUUCCAUUGAAAUCCGGGAUGGACCAGGUGAUAAGAGAUUAGCCACGCCUUUUACCGAGGCGGGAAACACGGAGAGUGGUGAUCGAUGUUUAUACACGGGUUAUCGGGAUGGCGACGCUAUUUGGACGGACCGAUGCAGUGAUAAUACGUGGCAAGGGUGGGAAUUUAGAAGCGUGGGUGGCGCCAACUUCCUCCUGGUGCACAAGGUUACGGGGCGAUGUGCAAUGCCCCACAAUGCGGGAGAGGGAUCGUGGAUUCAAACUUUUGCCUGCGAUUCCGGGAAUACGAGAAUGCUUUGGAGUUUGAUGGAUGGUUACUGA